Molecule: messenger RNA, 1332 nt
Organism: Cuscuta campestris
Lineage: Eukaryota; Viridiplantae; Streptophyta; Magnoliopsida; Solanales; Convolvulaceae
Source: the annotation of a GenBank genome assembly
AUUAGAAUUAUUUCUUGUUAAUUUCUUUGUUUUUCUCUUUAGGAAGAGCCGAGGAGGACUGAAUUUCGGGUUAUCUAUCCGUCGGUCUCUCCGCCAGAAAUACGACGUCAUCUCCGGUCUUCUCCCAAGUCACUUUACUUUUGUCUUUACUUUCCGCCCUUUUCUCAUUCCAUUGCACAUUCAAUUCAAUCAAUCGUCCCUUAAUCUUUAAGUUGCAGAAAUUUUUUACUGUAUUUUCCAGUGGAGAGAGAUUCGCACCGGCGGAAAUUUUGGGGAAAUCCAUGGCGGCGGCCGAUCACUCCGAUGAUUUAGACCAGCUACUCGACAGCGCUUUGGAUGAUUUCCAGAGCCUCAAUAUUGCUGCUGCUGCUUCCCAAAGGAGCAAAGAUGGAGAAGAGAAGCGGAAUUGUAUGCCGAGUGAGGUUCAAGGGCUAGGGAUGGGAUUGCCAGAUUUGAGAAAGAAAAUGGGUAAGCAGAAGAAGGAUUCCAAGGCAAUGAAGGAUUCGCAUGCUUCUGAGGCUCUAGAUAAGCUCACAGAGCACACCAUGGAGGCUGUGAAGGGGUUAGAAUCGAUGAACGGAUUGCAGCUUCCCGGAGAUCCGAAUUUUGGGAAUGAUGCAAUGAUGGAGGAAUGGGUCAAGCAAUUUGAAGAGCUUGCUGGCUCUCCGGACAUGGAGUCAAUGGUUGAGACAAUGAUGCAACAGCUUUUAUCCAAAGAAAUUCUGCACGAGCCUAUGAAAGAAAUGGAAGACAGAUACCCUAAAUGGUUAGAGGAAAACAAAGCUAAACUGGCAAACGAAGAAUACUGCCGUUACAACAAGCAGUAUGAACUCAUAAAAGAGCUUAAUCGAGCUUAUGAAACAGAUCCAGCAAACUUCAAAAAGAUUGUUGACCUCAUGCAGAAAAUGCAAGAGUGUGGCCAACCACCUAAUGAUAUUGUCCGUGAGCUUGCCCCGGAUUUUGACUUGUCGAGUCUUGGUCAAAUAACCCCAGAGAUGCUUGAAUCUAAACCAGAAUGCUGUAUUACAUGAUAUGACUGGCGAGGUCUGCCUUCUCUUCCUGUCUUAGCUUAUGCUUUGGUCAAUUCAUAUGUUAUCCUUUUGCAACUUGUAUCACAUUAUUCACAUCCUUUCAUUUUCACUAGUUUUUUUUGUCAAUCGGUAGAUUGAUCGUAGUUACUCGUUUGAUAUGGUGUGGAAUGGAAUACGGCGUUUUAUAGGGAUGUAAACGAAUAAAAUCCAAUCUUCAACAUUUUAUUAUUUGUGUUCUGUUUUUUUGGACAAGUUUUUCGGUUCAAACAUCUUUUUUGGUAUUUGUAUUUGAUUCGUUUAU